UACGCAUUACAAUGCUAUAGGUACAGUCAUUUUUGAACGGCUGGAUAGUGGUGGGUAUAAAAACAACGUAGGAGAUAACAGAAUAGCUUUAAUAUCAAGAAACAUGGCUUCUCGUGGGUCUCGUUUAAUAAAGGCAUUAGAAUUGUAUACGAAAUUCAAACCAAAUCAAUUUGACACCAGCGUUAUUUUAAAGCAGGUGGAAAUAAACUCCAUAACGGCUGGAGUGAGCCGUAGCACGUUCACAGUGGAACGCAGCAUGUGCAAUGGCGGCGACACUUUACACGGAGGCUUUAUUGCGGCUUGUGUAGAUGCUUUGUCAACGUUCGCACACCUGGGAACUACGGGGAAAAUUGCGUGGACCAUGGGUUUGAAUGUUGAUUUCAUCGCAGCAGCUCGCAUCGGCGAGGUGAUAACGGUCGAGACUUCGGUGCUUCGUCCAGGCAGUCUCACAGCGGUGGAGACCUGCUUCCGAAACUCCCAGGGGGCGCUAGUAGCCAAGGGAACCACGACGCUGAUGAAUGGAAGGGACCAGUACCAGAAGUUGGUCAAGGAAAUCUACCACUUUGAUCCAAAUGAAGUGGAUGAUGAAUGAUUGUAAUAGCCUGCUGUAUUUUUUUAUCGUACUUUUAAUAAUAUAACCAUUAUUUUUGUAAGUUUAACCUAUUUGAGGAAAAUUA
Molecule: messenger RNA, 677 nt
Organism: Ostrinia nubilalis (European corn borer)
Lineage: Eukaryota; Metazoa; Arthropoda; Insecta; Lepidoptera; Crambidae
Exons: 3
Coding region: 104-592 (162 amino acids)
Molecular function (GO): fatty acyl-CoA hydrolase activity
Source: RefSeq, a predicted model, not a curated record